Messenger RNA from Homarus americanus (American lobster), 586 nucleotides. RefSeq names its product pro-resilin-like. The record is from RefSeq and is a predicted model, not a curated record. Gene Ontology annotation, cellular component: extracellular matrix. Lineage: Eukaryota; Metazoa; Arthropoda; Malacostraca; Decapoda; Nephropidae. The transcript is spliced from 3 exons. The coding region runs from base 23 to 328 and encodes 101 amino acids.
CUCCAAUACUACACUAACAAACAUGUUCACCUCUGUGGCGUUGAUGUGUAUGCUGGUGGCCGUAGGUGUGGCUCUCCCAGGUGGCUACCAACCCUCAUACAACGUGCCCAUUCCUUACACCUUCAACUAUGGGGUCACCGCCGGCAACAACAACUUCGGCCAACACGAGAGUGGUGACGGACGCAACGUCAGGGGCAAGUACUAUGUGCACCUUCCCGACGGCCGAGUACAGACAGUGGGUUACCGGGCUGACGGCAGCGGCUUCCAUCCCACCGUGAGCUACCAAGGCACCGCUAGUCAUCCCGGCCAUGGUUAUGGCUACCACUAACAACAACCAUCGCCAGGCAUUAAGCAACUCUUUUCUUUGGUUCAUUGGACACACUCUUGUGAAUAAUUCACCAUCUACUUUUCAUGACUGCGUUUACAAUAUACUGUACCAGUACACACAUGACACUUCGUCAUAAAACUAAAAUGUAUUUUGUGGUUCAAGUAUGGUUGAACAGGCCAGACGAGCUUCCCCCCCUCCCUGUCUUCCUGUACAGUCACACCCACACCCUCCUGCACCAGGUCUUUACUUUGUAUAUUA